Molecule: messenger RNA, 8953 nt
Organism: Gigantopelta aegis
Lineage: Eukaryota; Metazoa; Mollusca; Gastropoda; Neomphalida; Peltospiridae
Product: protein KIAA0100-like
Exons: 58
Coding region: 76-6663 (2195 amino acids)
Source: RefSeq, a predicted model, not a curated record
AGGUGCUCGAAGUGGGAGUUAAAUAGUAAACAAUCUAAAUGUCACUAAGCAAAGUCAAUAACCGAUUAACCGAAAAUGCUGAAUUAUUUUUUGACGUUGCUAAUUUUCGUUUUUGGCAUAUGGAUUGUCAGUCGAAUGUUCGCAUGGCUCAUCUGCUUAGCACUGCAGAGGUUCUUGGAUGUGCAGAUCAAGUUUGGCAGUUUUGGCCUGUUCAAUUUUGGAAACGUACAAGUGAUCAUCAAAGGAAUGAAAAUUGAAGUAUCAAAAGUCUGGGUGUCUAGUUGUUUUGUUAACACUGAUGUCAGGAAGUUGAUAAUUCUUUGUGUUCGGGAUGUACGAAUUCAAGCAGAUGUGAGUCCUACCCCGGACACUGCUAGGCCUUACAGUGAGAAAACAAAGAGAAGUACCAUACCAACCAGCGAUAUUGAAACAACGAAGAAAGAUUUUACCAAAAUCAUGGCCAUUGCACAGGUGCUGGGCAUCCGCAUUGAGAAUCUCACGGUGAUGAUACUGAACAAGGUGAUCCCUUUCUGCUUGAUACACAUCGCAGUCCAGGAGAUCUCUGCCGAGGGGGGAUCCGAAAAGGAUAACUUUCUGUUUUCUGCGACUCUGAAUGGAUUGAGCUGCAAAGCAUUGCGGAGUAUUGAUGGGGAAAGUGACAGUAGUUCACCAAGAUGUCUGGGAGAAUUGUCUGUUAGUUUGAGUGCUGAUGUAACAACAGACAAGGCCGAUCCAUCUAAACUCCGUAAAAUUAAACUACUUGUUACUAAACCACAGAUGAUGAUAACAGAAGGAUUUUUGCAGAAUUUGCAGAAUAUUCAUUCCAAACUUGCAGUAUCAACUAUGGAUGUUGAUUCAUCUGUUGUGAAAGAACCAUCCAAGAAAUUUGACAUAAAAAAAUUUGAACAUCUUCAAGAACUUAAGAUCGACUUCACUAAGCUAAACCUGAAAAUUUUGAGAGAAACAAAACACAGAAGCCUAUCCAUUUCCAUGAAACUGUUCCAUGUGGGCCUGACUAAUCGCACCAGCGAAGACUACUCACCAGACAUUGCGUGCAGUGUUAUGUUAGAAGAAUUCUAUACCAGCUCACCACAAGCACAAUUUGCGGGUCUAACCAAGUUACAUGUGAAAUCAAAGUUGCUGGGUGGAGGUAUUGAUGUGAAGAUAUCAUCGGUGGGCGGCUUCUUCCAGUAUCACCACGAAGAAGUACAGUACUGGGUGCUGGUGUUUAAGAACAUCGGUCUAGGACAGACCAGGAGCAGUAAACUGGUGGAGACUAAACCAGACCAGCCCAAAGACUCACCUAUAUUCUCUUACCUGGAAGAUAAGAAGCUGAGUGUUGUAAUUUUACUCACCAACAUGACAUCUAUGAUUUCCAUGGCGACAUGUUCAGGUUUUCAUCUGGGACUGCAGAGGUGCAAGCUGACUUCAGUAGUUAAUCCUGGCAUGAAAGGUUGGUUGUCCUCAAAGUCAGUGGAUGAAGAAGUGAUAAUAUCACCAGACAUAUCCAUUGAGCUCGAGAUAGACGGGGUACAUGUGUCUCAUGCUGACACUAAAGUCAGUGUGCUCAGUCAGGAUAAACACUACUGGGACCACGUUCUCUAUAUGGGACUCUUGUUACUUAAGAUAAAGAAACGUGAUGGCGUGUUGAACGUGGAUGCCUUGACCGACAACCUCCAGCUGGAGUGGUCGACGAGCACGAUGAAUGUGUUACUCAGUCUGACUGGCGCUAUGAGUAAGACACAGCUACCUCACAAAACACAGCCGCCACCUCCUGAUCCUGUUGCUCCUACUGCUCCUGCUGCUCCGACAGCUGUAUUGGCCAAACCAUCGUGGAUCAAGCGUUAUGCUGCGGUAGUCAAGUGGGACAUUUCCAGUCUUAAUGUAUUCCUGUGCAAUAAUCACAAAGUGUGCUUGAUGUUGCGUGUGGACAAGAUAUUGAUUGAUCACAAAGAUUCCCAUUCCAGUCUGACUGUUGAUGGUGCAAAAGUCAUCUACAUGAAUCAAACUAACACUGAAUUUAAACUGUUGCCCUCAGCAAAGCUUUCCGAUCCUGUUGUUCAUAUAAAGGAAAUCAGAGUGAAGUUCCAGGAUCAGUCUCUGCAAAUUUACGUCCAGAAGGAAUUGGUUCUAGUGUGGGCAACCCACUGUCACAUGUGUUUAAAUCAGGCCAUUCAAGAUGCUCUGUUGCUCAGAGGGAGUCUCAAACGGAAACUGGAAGAAGGAAGAGAGGCAACUCCGCCGGUAGAAAAUCCAGUUAGUUCUGGGGAGAAGCAGAAACUUUCUGUUGAUGUCCUGAUAAAAGCUGAAACUCAUCUAGCUCUUCGACUUUCAAAGGACCACAGUAUAUCGAUGAGUACACACUGCAUUGUCCUCACUGCGACCUUACCACAUGUAGCAGCGGACAUCAAACACUUCGUGGUAAAGUUUGAUGAACAUAAGAUAUUCAGGAUUAAGGGUAUGGUGGCUGAAACGUUAUCGCCAAACACACUAAUUGUUGAACGCAAGACUGCAGGCAAUCUCAAGCUGGAAACUAACCGUGCAUGGGGAUUUUCCUUUGACCAUUUUCAAGUUGUCUUUCCGUUUGAGCACAGUUUUGCUCUUUGUUUUGAGGAGCUUGUGAAUUUCAUAAAAUGGCUCAAGCUUGUACAUCACAUCAAAAAGAAGGAAUUUACAGUGGACAGUAAACUACCACCAGAUCUCAAGAUCAAAACUAAGACAUUUUCAGUUCAGCUAAGUGAUGACACGUUUGAAGUGAAAAUAGGUGACAACUAUGAACUGUUAAAAGAUGAAGGUGAGCAGAAUGAGACGAGGAAACUGCUACUGGAUAAAAAGAUUGAUGAAAAACAUCAGCAAUACGGCCACAUUCCAAUCAGAAAACGCGAAGAGCUGUACUUGUCGCUGGCCAAGCGAAGUGCCGAGGUCUACAUCCAGAGGUCACAGAAGCUGUACAGCAGUAUGCCGAUGCGGACCAAGCUGUUCACGUGGCUCAUGGAAGACCUGCAGAUCAUCGCUUUGGCUGACAGGUCAUACCACGGGAAAGAGAAUGUUGUCAAACACAUGAAGGAGAUCGAUAGUGACAGCUUGUAUCCUGUGGAUGGGUUGGAGUUCUCUACAUUGUGGUGUAGGACGGUGAACGUCAGUAUCAACUCCUGGGUCGUGACCCUGCGCGACUACCCACAGCCCAUGUUGGAUGUACAGAACAUGCUUCUGUGGGGACGGCUCAUCGGAGCAGAACAGGAAGCUAGCAAAAGAGCCAAGAGGUCUUGUGUUGUCGAAGUUGAACAGCCGUGGGGAGACGUUACUGUGGAGAGAAGUCUGCCUCCCCUCAAGUUUUUUCAUGAUUUCAGUUGUGACAUUGCUAAUUUCACCAUGGCCUAUGGUGUGUGCUGGGAACCCGCCGUAGCUCUGUUCAACAGCAGCAUGGAUCUGAUCAACAAGCCGUCCACGGAUCCUAGCUGUCCACUGCCGUUCUGGGACAAAGUGCGUCUGCUCUUUCACGGUCGACUGACCAUGUCCAUCGAGAAGAUGUCCUGGCAGUACCACGCAUCGUUUGACCCGUACAACACCACCGAGCUCAUGGACUGGAUCUGGAGUAACGUCAUUGUGGACUGGACAAAUGCCAAGUGGGUUUUAAAAGGUGACCUUGAUAUUCAUGCCAGGACAGCAUCCAAAUAUGAUGAUUGCAAAUUGUUCCACUUUCCUAAUCUGCGUUUUUGUAUCCGGCUUGAAUGGCUGUGUCUUGGAGACCCAAACGACCAUCACGCUGUCAUGCCUUGUGCCCCAGACAAGGUUCCAGACUACUCCAUGGAGAAACAUGAUUCCUUCCGAGCAUUCAGAUCUGAGAAUUUAAACUUGGACGUCAGUCUUGACAUAAAAGCAAGCAAAGGCAUGGAUAUCCCAAGUUGUAAAUUGUAUGCAAGCAGUUUGCGCUUCAUGAAAAAAAUACAGAACUGUAUGUUCAGUGUGACGAGACCAGUGCGGCGUGGUAAACUCUUUAAUAACACAACUCCAAGGAAACCACAGCUCACCAGGCAUUACAAAAAGAUUAAAUUGCACGUGAACUUCCACCAGUUCUCCAUCUGGUACUGGAUGUCGUUUUCCAACCCCCACGGAGCCGAGCUGCUGUCCGAGUCAUUCGUGAUGCAUAUGUGUAACAAGCUGACGCUGGAGCCCAUCGAGGACGGGCUGUGUCACAGACCCCGGUCUGACUGGAGCAUCAAGUACCUCACCUGCGAGCUGGGAACAACGAAGACGUGGCUCUGCAAGUUUGGAGAUGAAGUCAACGAGGACAUGAUGAAAGAUUUAAGAAGAUCAAUAAGAAAUCCAUUGGAUAAGUCAUUUUUUAUGAGCAUUGCAAGGAUUUCAUACCAAAGAGCUGAUAACAGUAAAGAAUCAGAAAUGAAGAAGUUGAAUUCAUCUGAUUCAGAUGUCUACGUGCACAGUGUGAAGAUCUAUGACAUGAAGGGGGCGUGGACCAAGAAGAACAGGUCGGUUGUGAUUGCCCUGUACGAAGGUUUCCAGAAGAACAACACGCUAAGACGAAAUCUCUCAUCGAAGGCGCUCAAAGGGUUUAAGGUUGAGGGAGGCACACGCAGCAGAAAUGCUUCCACAUGCUACAGUCCUGUCACCGGUCACAGUACAACAUCUGUCAGUGUAGCCACUCCAAGCCCUGCCUCGAAAAUAGAGUCUGGACACGCCAUGGCCAUGCUGAUGAAACUUGUGUCAGAAUCCAACAGCAAGUCGGUGGCUUUCACAGAGGAGCCAUCUGGAUCUUACAUAGAUCAACUUCAUGGGGUCCAAGCUUGUCACACAGGAGAAAUUCUUCUCAAGAACUGGUUCAUUUGUCUUCAUAACAGUCAGGUGCUGCUGAAAGGUUCAGAAACCAAUGGUUACGUGAUUGUGAGUUGUCACAAGGCCAACAUCCAGUCCACUGUUCGUCACCCCAUCUGGUGCGACUCUCAGCUGCGCAGCAAAAAUACAUGGGAAGCCGAUGUUAACUGCAUGCAGUACUAUGCGACAGUAGACCCGCGACAGACGUUUGAUGAUGAUGACAUCCCCUGGUUGUCGAAACACGACGUUGAGUUGCAGACUGAUCAUGAUCAUUCGAGUGUCAAUGAAAUGUCCAGCAGUGGAUAUCAAGUCGGUGGAAUUGUCAAUGUGAAGACAGGCGAGAAAUCUGUCCAACUGCAGAGAAUAAUUGCUCGGUGUCGAUGUCAGGUAUUUUAUGCCAGUUACGGAGAAGUGGAAAAUAAUACAAUGCCAUUGCUACCUGCAGCUGAGGAGACCGACAUGAUGAAGGUGGAAGAGGGUGUGGAUACUGUGACACUGUUACACCAUGAUCUCAUGAUGUCAUCCAACACGUUGCAGUACACUGUUAUUCUGGAUAUUGUCAACAACCUGUUGCUCUAUAUUGAACCAAAGGAAAAGGAAGCUAAUGAAAAACUCCAGAGUAUGAGAUUCCAUCUGUUACUGUCAAGAGUUGAAGAUCAGAAGACGCCCAUAUUAGAACUGCAAGAAACAGUCAGGGAACACGUACAGAGGUUGAGAAGACUGGAACGUGAGCUGUACCUUGUCAACAAGACACUGGACGAGUGUUAUGAAGACGAUGAUCUUACUGAGCGAUGUGAUCUGCUGGAAGCGGAAGUGAACAGCUGCAAGGAAUACAUCUUCAAGCAGAAUGAGGAACUCACCAUGAGAAUCAGCUGCUACAAGGAAAGCCAACUGCAGGUCUCGGCACAGAUGAAAACAGAAAGAUCUAACCAGUCAAAUGUUGUGCGACUGAAUGAAGUUUGUUUUAUGUUUGCCAACUGGCGGCUGACUGACAAAGAUGGUCAGAUUGGAAUUACAGAUAUCUCUCUGAGGAACUUUCUAUACAGCAAAACAAACAGAGAUGAUGCUACUUGGACCCAUCAGUUAGAAGUUGGCUGGUUUAAAGUAGAGAACCUGCUCAGAAAUACAAUAUACAGGGAUGUUCUUGAGCCCUGCGAUGCUAUUGGUAAGGAUGGUAGAGUGAUGGCUCUGAGGAUUUUCUGCAGCGAGAGACCCCCAGUUGGUGGAAUUGCUGUGAAAGAACAUUUUGAGGUGAACGUGGUUCCCCUCAACAUUCAGAUGACCUAUCAGUUCUACGAGGCCGUCAUGGGAUUCUUCUUCCCAGACAAAAACAUUGAAGCAGAUGAUCAGGAUGAUGACGUGGAAGCGAGUAAGAAAAAAGCUAAAAAGGGAAAAGGACUGACUAUGAAAAAGAUUGGCACUUCAGAUGACAUUGACAAGAUGAAGGAGAGAGCUGCCAACAACAAUAGUUUCCUGUACAUCAAGGUCCCCGAGGUCACGUUACGAGUGUCGUACAAGGGCCAGAAGGACAAGAAUAUCCUAGAUGUUCACGACUUCAGCUUUGUGCUUCCGACUGCGGAAUAUCACAAUCAGAUCUGGACGUGGUUCGACUUUCUUAUUGCUCUGAAAAACCACAGCAAGACAACUCUUGUGUCACAGGCAAUAAAACAGAAACUACGUAUGAAGACGCGAGUGACCGAUGAACAAGUCCUAACAGAUGUACAAAAGGAGGAAGACAAGGCGAAAAUGCUUCUUGGGGCAAAAGUUCUUGCUGGACAAGAUAAGCCUGGAACGAAAAAAGGGUUAUUUGGAAAAUCCAGUAAACCAUAACUGCUGAGUAUAUGUACUAAAUGUGAUCAACAGACACAUCAAAAGUGCACUACAUGCUCUUGCCAAAUCUUCCUGUUCCAUGGGUUUUUGAUAUUAAAAUAAACUUUGCUGGCAUGUUGCUUAGCUUUUCUGUAAAUGAUGAUUUUGAAUGAAGCAUCAUUGCCACAACUGAGAGAAAGGGUAAUUUAGAUAAUGUGACUGUACAUUCUUCGGGACCGCCUUGUUAAUGGGAGAGUUCAGCCAGACGGAGCAUAAAAAUGUCUGCUAAGACUGGUUUAUGUGCUUCACAGUAAACCAAAUGGUCAUGUUGGGAACCAUUCAAAUAGUUAGCAAAACAUUUGCUAGCUGAACUUGGGGAUUAUGUUGUGAUUUUCUGGAGUUUGUGUCUUCAUGCAGACACAGUGUGUAUAGAGUGACAAAUAAUUGCUUUUAUAUGUAGAGUUGAAUUCCUUCUAAAUCAUGUCCUAGUCCCCUGGUUGUUUUAUUGUUUAUCAUUUAUAAAUGUGUUAUUAGAAUGACAUAAAAAUUGAACUGGACUUUUAAAAUUUUUAGGUUCACAAUGUUGUAAACCCAAAACAGACUUGAUGUGUUUUUAAUAUGUUCUUAUGUUGUAAGCAAAGUUAAAAGUAGGGUCAGAAUAAGAAUAACCUACAUAUUCUCGUAUGAGACAAUGUAGAUUGUUGUUCACUGUGUACAUGUUAUUUUAUUGCCUUCAUUUUCUAAUAGUACACAUUUUAAUUUGUGUUAUUUUAAUCAUACAAAAUGUAUAUUUAAUAUAAACAAUACAGAUUUUAUUGGAUUGUUAAAAAUCCAGUUUUAUCAUAUGAAGAUGUCUUUAAAUGUUCAGACUUUGCAUGUAUUGAUGUUUUACAUGACAGUGAGUUUGAGAAUAAUGUUAUUACAAACAUUAAUUUAAGUGUGUUAAGGAAAUUGAUGUACAUAAUGUUGAACAUCCAACAUGUAUCUUAAAUCUAUUAGUCAAUCUCGGCUGUUAGUAGAAUCCCUAAUUUCAAGAUCUAUCGACCCAUUAAUAGUUAGUUGCCCAUGAAAAACGGCCUAAAAAAAUAUUAAACUAAAACGAAUGUUUUGCAAAUAUGAAAGUUUACAUGAAGAAGAAUACAAAUAAGCUGCUAUUUAUCAUUUAUAUAAUUUAAAAAAAAAAAAUGUUGCAUCAUCUAAUAAAGUGAUGACAUAAUUUUUAUUUAGUUUUACAAACCACAAGCUUGCAGGCUAUAUAAAAACGUGAGAUCCAGUGGGGCUAUAAUGAUAUUACCAUAAAGAUAACUUCAAAUAAUAAGCAAUUAUGGCACUGUGGUCAGGGUUGAUAUUUUAUUUUUUGCACACCAUAAAACAUAUUCUUCUCAUCAUAGGGCCAUAAUUGUUUUAUUACUUCAGUUGUACACGAAACGUCAUCUGUAAGAUGCUACAAUUUUCAAAUUCUGUCUAUCAAACCUAUAACGCUUAUGGGUCAAUGCUAAGGGGAUUUCCUGUUUUACACCAAAUAUAGUGCAAUAUUAUUAUUUAUGUUUUCGCAAAACCACAGAGCCGUGCAAUAUGAUCUCAAAUGGAAUCGCACAUGAUGUAACAUUAACCAAUCCGACCUCGUGACAUCAUUUAUGACAGUGCUGGGGUGUCAUUAAACAUCUGUUCUAUUCUAUUCUAUUCAUGUAUGACAAUAUGGCACAUAGUAACUGUAAAUCACGUGAAUAAUAAUUAGAUAAAAUAUCCACAGUUGAUGGGUCGAUUAGAUUAUUUUGUAACUCAGUCGGUGCUGGUUGUAUUGUAGUUUGUGCUGCUGCUUUAUCAAAGUAGCCUGCAUGACUAACAAGUUUCCUCUCUAUCAUCUUGUUUAACCCACAGUGGUUGCUGAUUAAACAAUGUUUCAUUCAUUUCUCAUAAUCUUGUUGAUUAUCAACUAUUAUUUUGGAAGUAAGGAAAAUGGAAUGCAAGUACCCCACGUAAAUUUGAGUGAAUUUGUCAUGUAAUAAAACUUUCAUUCAUGUGGCUAGCUGGAUUCUCGUAAUAACAUAUUUCUGUUAUUAAACGGAUUCACAACUGCUUAUUAUUUUCAAGAUAAAAUACAUGAGGCUAUAUUUUAACUGAACGUAUGAUUCCAUUCUUAUUAAUAUUAUCUCAUCUUUCACCAAAAAUAUGUCCAACUUAAAAAUGCAUUGCCCAUGUCUUUCAUACAUUUCAUUACAGUGAAGUUUAUUUAUUCUUGUAAUUGUUGUGCAUCAGUUCUGUCUUAAGACUGUUGAAGCAUAUACAAAUAAAAGUACUGACUGGAAAA